AACUAGAGACUUCCUCAGUGCCCCAGGACAAAACAGCAUCCCCACUCACACUUGUGAAGAGAAAGCAGAACUCAGAUCCUUCUCAGGGAGGAGGGCACCCUGGCAGAGGACAGGCACCACAGCCACCUGGAGGUGGCUGAGCCCCUGUGUCCCAGCAGGCACCAUGAAGUUAACCCUAGGAAGACAGAAGAAGCCAAGAGAUGAAGAAAAUCCCCAUGGUUCUGAGGACCUCCAGGCGGCCCUGCAGGAGCCCAGGCUGCGGCUCCUCCUGGCCGGGAGGACGGGGGCGGGGAAGAGCUCCACGGGAAACAGCAUCCUGGGCCGGAAGCACUUUGACUCCAGGCUCAGGGCCACGUCGGUGACCCGAAGCUGUGCCGUGGCGAGCGGCAGGUGGGCGGAGUGGGACGUGGACGUCCUUGACACCCCGGACCUUUUCAGCUCCGAAGUCGCCCGGACAGACCCCGACUGCAAGGAGAGAGGCCGCUGCUACCUGCUCGCAGCCCCCGGGCCCCACGCCCUGCUCCUGGUGACGCAGCUGGGCCGCUUCACGGCCCAGGACCAGCAGGCCUGGAGGGGGGUGAAGGCGCUGUUCGGGGCCGGGGUCUCGGCGCACACGAUCGUGGUCUUCACCCGCAAGGAGGACCUGGCGGAGGGCUCCCUGCAGGAUUACGUGCGCGACAGCGAGAACCCGGCGCUCAGGCAGCUGGUGGCCGAGUGUGGGGGCCGGGUCUGCGCCUUGAACAACCGCGCCACGGGUCCCGAGCAGGAGGCGCAGGUGACGGAGCUGAUGAGGCUGGUGGAGGAUCUGGUGAGGGACCGCGGCGGCGCCCCCUACACCAACGACGUGUACCGCCUGGCGCAGGCCCUGGGCGGCGUGAGCCCGGAGGAGAGGCUCCGCAAGGUGGCCGAGCGAGUGGCACAGAAGCAGCAGGGGUGCUGCCUGCAGCGGUUCCUGUGUGAGAAGCCGAAGGCUCAGAGGAUCCUGUGGGCUCUGGCCCUGGCUGUGCUGGCCAUCGUGAUCCUGAUAGCCCUGUUCUUUUUCAAAGGUCCGUAGUCAGGGUCCUCUUAAGUCUUGCAGGUAACCUGGUCUAAACACUAAACACUACUCCCACCUAAAGUGAGAUUUCAAAAGCAUCUGUUUUAGAAGCUUCUCAUUCACUGUAGUGAACAGCUUUUCAAAUAACCGCAUGGGGAGUACCUGUUGUGGCUCUUCGAGUUAAGGACCCCGCCAGUUGUCUUCUUGAGGAUGGGUCUUUGAUUCCUGGUCUCCUUCAUGGGGUGAGAAUACGGCCUUGGCAGCAACGUGCAGGUGAAUGUCUCAGAGGCGGCUCACAUCUGGUGUUGCCUAUGGCUGUGGUGUUGGCCUCGGCUGCGGUGUUGCUUCAACCCCUGGUCCGAGAACUUCCUAUGCCACAGAAUGGCGGUCAAAGGAAAGAAAUAGGAGUUUCUGUUGUAGCUCAGCAUAAAGGAAUCUGACUAGCAUUCAUGGACAAUGCAAGUUCCAGCCCUGGCCCUGCUCAGUGGGUUAAGGAUCUGGCAUUGCCAUGAACUGUGCUGUGGGUCACAGACCCUGCUCAGGUCCCCCUUUGCUGUGGCUGCGGCAUAGGCUCCUUCUGGCCGGCUCCUCCAAUACAAGCCCUAGCCUGGGAACCUCCAUAUGCCCCAGGUGUGGCCCUUUAAAAAAAAAAAAAAAAAGACAGAAGGGAAAUAAAUAAA
Phacochoerus africanus (Common warthog) is the source of this 1716-nucleotide messenger RNA. It is a transcript of the gene GIMAP1, whose product is annotated as GTPase, IMAP family member 1. Lineage: Eukaryota; Metazoa; Chordata; Mammalia; Artiodactyla; Suidae. Gene Ontology annotation, molecular function: GTP binding. Gene Ontology annotation, cellular component: endoplasmic reticulum. The transcript is spliced from 3 exons. The coding region runs from base 164 to 1054 and encodes 296 amino acids. The record is from RefSeq and is a predicted model, not a curated record.